Messenger RNA from Nilaparvata lugens (brown planthopper), 389 nucleotides. RefSeq lists its product as uncharacterized. The coding region runs from base 71 to 385 and encodes 104 amino acids. NCBI's taxonomy places the organism in Eukaryota, Metazoa, Arthropoda, Insecta, Hemiptera, Delphacidae. The transcript is spliced from 2 exons. The record is from RefSeq and is a predicted model, not a curated record.
AGCACCUUAGAACUGUUGGGAUAUUCUACUGGUAGGGAAGAGCCAUCUUGUCAAUUGUUUAUCCAUAACAAUGACGUUUGAAACUUUAUCGAGUCGCAUGAAAUGCCAGUCUGACAGUUCAAGAGUACAACAGCUGUUGAGCUCCAGAUGCGUCUACAAGGGCUACAAGAACAUGCGAUUGCGGUUGUGCGUGCGUGCCUGCAGUGACUGGAGCCCGUUGAAGACACAACACAUAACGGCCGGUCGACUUGGCGGGUGGUUGUCUUGUGUGCUGCACGGCUGGCACCCUGGUCUUCAUCUCAUCAGCAGGAGGCAUUCAACUCCAUUACAUGACAAGUUAUUCAUGGACACCAGUCAUCUGAAUUCAAAUUACAUUUUUAUGUAGCCAG